AUGGACGGUCCCUGGGAGCUACCCGCGAGACCAGAGCUGCGGCCUGGUCCAGCCUCAUAUCUGUCCACGUCCUCGCGCGAGCCUUCUCCUUAUUCCAACCUUGGCAGCCGUUCCCAAGUGUCCCUCUUGCCAAAUAAUACCGACCUAUCGGCUGACCACGGAAUUGUCUUUCUCUCUCGAAACAAUAACUUGGUGGAAGAUCGACCCAACUUGCCAAGGUCUCCUUCGGUCGAAUUGACUGCCGUUCCAGACGUCAGUGACAGGCGUUUGGCGCCAUUGGACUUCUGGCCGCCCAUUUUGAAAUGGUAUUCGACGCUCUUCUUGACUGUAUUAUAUCUUGGCACGGCCGGUGCAAUUGCGGCACUCUGGCUCGCAGCUGGGACCAAUGGGCAAUACCACUUGUCGAGCGAAAACGUUCGCAUGAUAUCCCGCUACUUCCCCUCUGCGUUGGGUACUCUCAACGUCAUUCUGUUUCGUCACCUUGUUCGCGAAUUUAUCAGAAUGAAACCCUUUGUGGCAAUGGCGGACCAGGGCGAGCAGCCGAGCUCUGGACAGGAUGCCAACAAAAGUGUCAGUGGAGCUUUCUUUCCAUGGCAGGACAUCUCCGUCACCCGAGGAACGACCCCGAUCAUCUCCCUUCUUUGUCAACUUAUGGUUGGAUUCAUCGUUAGCUUGAAGGUCGCGCUGCUAGCCAGCGGUCCUGCCAUUAAACAGAUCGGCGAGCAAGAAAUUCAAACUACGGGUUGGACUCUGACACUUCGUGUAUGGCCAGCUCUCUUCCUCAUCAUCGGACAUAUUAUCAUGACCGGUUAUGUGCUUUGGGUCGCUUACCUCAACCGCCGAAAGUCGACUGGUCUCAGGUGGGACCCUGUUACCAUUGCUGAUUACUGUGCUUUGUUUGCAAAUUGUAAUGUUGCAGAAUACUUCUCAUCCCUUGAAUUGCUCCACAACCGCAAGGCAAAACAAGUCCUGUCGAAGAAUCAUCGAUUUCGACUGGGUUACUGA
This is a messenger RNA of Cladophialophora bantiana CBS 173.52, 1005 nucleotides long. RefSeq lists its product as uncharacterized. Bases 1 to 1005 code for a protein of 334 amino acids. The record is from RefSeq and is a predicted model, not a curated record. Lineage: Eukaryota; Fungi; Ascomycota; Eurotiomycetes; Chaetothyriales; Herpotrichiellaceae. The transcript has 2 exons.